Messenger RNA from Trypanosoma rangeli, 3246 nucleotides. RefSeq names its product putative phospholipid-transporting ATPase IIB. Gene Ontology annotation, molecular function: ATPase-coupled intramembrane lipid carrier activity; ATP binding; magnesium ion binding. The record is from RefSeq and is a predicted model, not a curated record. Gene Ontology annotation, biological process: phospholipid translocation; retrograde vesicle-mediated transport, Golgi to endoplasmic reticulum; endocytosis. Bases 1 to 3246 code for a protein of 1081 amino acids. The transcript has a single exon. Gene Ontology annotation, cellular component: endosome; trans-Golgi network; plasma membrane. NCBI's taxonomy places the organism in Eukaryota, Euglenozoa, Kinetoplastea, Trypanosomatida, Trypanosomatidae.
AUGCAUGAGGCUGUAGAGAUGGUGAAUCGGUAUGACGACAUAGAUGGCGGCGGUGGCAACGAGCAGGAUCCGUUGUUUCUGACGACUCCUCCGAUGAAGCAGCGCAGUUACAUGCAGCAUGUGAGAGAGUGGCUUAACAUGGAUGUGGCGGACGCAAAUGAGCCACGAACAAUUGCCAUUAGGUGUGGGGCGGAGGUGUAUUCUGGCCGAGGGUACCCAAGCAACGUGAUUAACAACAGACGCUAUACUCUUCUGACGUUUCUACCGCUCUCUUUGUUUCAUCAGUUCCGGUCAUUUUUUAAUAUUUUUUACUUGCUGCUGGCAUUCUCGCAGCUUAUUCCGGCUCUGAAGGUUGGGUUUAUCUUCACUUACUUCGCGCCCUUGGCGCUUGUGGUAUUGCUGUCACUGAGCAAAGACGCCGUGGAUGACAUUAAGCGAUACCAGCGUGAUCGGGCCGCCAACGAAGAGAAGGUUGAGAAACUUCUUCCUGACGCCUCCACAGGUAUUGUGCGGGCGGCGUCGAUUCGAGUAGGGGACCUGCUGGUGCUGCGCCACGGUCAGCGGAUUCCAGCCGACUGUGUCUUGCUGCGCACCUCUGAGAGGAGUGGGACGUGUUUUGUACGAACAGAACAACUUGACGGUGAAACUGACUGGAAGCUACGGUAUGCCUUGAAAUUGACGCAGCCCCUCAGCAACGAGGAACUCUGUCAGUUUCGCGCGAAUAUUCGCUGUGAGCCGCUUCAUAAAGACAUCUACAAAUUUGCGGGGAUGUGUGAUGUCUCGGGUAUGGAGUCUGAGGCCAUUUCACUUGAAAACACAUUGUGGAAAAGCUGCGUCGUAGCGUCAGGUACCCUUAUCGCUGUGGUGCUUCACACCGGCGUUGACACACGUUGCGCGAUGAAUUCCAGCAAACCCUCCACAAAGAUGGGUCUUAUAGAAAGUGAACUGAAUGUUGUGGGGGCACUAUGCUUUUUUCUACUAUUUCUUAUCUCAUGCUUGCUUGUUUUUGUGCAGGGGUUUCAGGGGGACUGGGUGGCAAUGUUUCUCCGCUUCCUCAUUCUCCUGUCAGUCAUCAUUCCCAUUUCCAUGCGCGUAAACGUGGAUGUGGGCCGCAUGUGGUAUUCGUACGAAAUGUAUCGGGACCCAAAAAUAGCUGGAACCGUUGUCCGCAACACUAACAUUCCUGAGGAGCUAGGACGUCUGCAGUUUUUAUUUGCGGAUAAAACAGGGACGCUGACGAAAAACGAAAUGAAGUUCCGCGUCCUUCAAGUUGGUGCAGACACAGUUUUGAAUUGCAAUGAGGUUGAACGCUUUCGAAAGAUUAUGACGGCAUUUUUUGCUGAACAGCAUGAAUCAGAAGGGAUUUAUCCCACAUAUGUUGGUAAAGGCGGUGCUGUGCAGUCGCAACGAACCUUUCUACGCGAUGUAACAUCUGUGGGAGAAGCGUUUCUGGCGCUUGUGCUCUGCCACAACGUGAGUCCAGUCAUGGAGGAUGGCCGGCUAGAGUAUCAGGCGUCUUCACCAGACGAAGUGGCUUUCGUUAAGUUCUGUAGCUCCAUUGGUGUUUCCCUUGUACACCGCGAUGUAAAUAGUAUGAGGUUUACCACCCCUGGAGGGAGAAUGGUGCAGUAUGAUAUUAUCAAAGCCUUCCCCUUCACAUCUGAUCGUAAGUGUAUGGGAAUUAUCGUUUGUGAGCGGCAGGAACAUGGGAAAGGUGGAUAUAAAUAUCUGAUGAAGGGGGCGGAUACCAAAAUCGCCACUGCUGUACGCCACUCUGAUUGGUUGUAUGAAAGUUGUCAAGAAUUAUCACAGGUGGGGCUUCGAACGUUGGUAUUUGCCCAGCGGCCAUUAACUGAAGAGCACCUUGUAAUGUUUUUGGCGAAGUACAAUGAAGCCAACGCUGAAUUGGGUGAUACGCGCAGCAGUUGUUUAGAUGAGGCCAUGCGUUUCAUUGAAAAGGAUAUGAAGUUGCUUUGUGUCACGGGUGUGGAGGAUGAGCUUCAAAACGAUGUCACAGCGUCAAUUGAAACCUUGGGGAUGGGUGGCAUUAAGGUGUGGAUCUUAACAGGAGACAAGGUGGAGACUGCCACCACUAUUGGCCGUUCAACGCGGCUUAUUCCACGUCAUGGUGUGGUAGAGGUAAUGAAGGUUUCUACAGAAAAAGAGGCUCAGCAACAGUUGGAUACGCUGCAACGACGUUACCUUCCAUUACGCGGCGCUGGUAUCAGCACACCAUGGACACUUAUUUUGGAUGGCAGCUCACUUUCCUUCUGUUUGACGGAACCAGUGUCUAGAAACUUUAUUGAGGUGUCACGCACCGCGUACUCCGUUAUUGUUGCGCGGUGCUCGCCUACACAAAAGGCAGCUGUUGUUCACACCAUGCGCAAGUACUGCGAUAAGACGGUUCGCAUGGCGGCUAUUGGAGAUGGGGGAAACGAUGUUUCAAUGAUACUUGCUGCCGACGUUGGUAUUGGAGUAGAGGGUGUGGAAGGGAAACAGGCCAGUAUGGCGGCGGACUUCUCCAUUACGAGCUUUGCUCACUGUGUUCGUCUUAUAAUUUGGCAUGGGCGUAGUUCAUAUCGUCGUACAUGUCGUAUGAGUCAGUUCAUUAUGCAUCGGGGUAUGGUGUACUCGGUAGUGCAAGCUUUUUUUUCGCUUCUUUUUGCAGGCACUACCAUGUCCGUUUUUAAUGGAUAUCUUCUUAUGGGAUACACCACAAUCUUCACAGUGGCACCCGUCUUUGCGCUGGUUCUCGAUGAGGACAUACAAGAGGAGGACGUUAGUGAGUUUCCGCAGCAUUACAAGGAGCUGUUAAAGGCUCGAUCCAUGAAUGCACUGUCGUUUCUGCAGUGGGCAUGGAUUUCCAUUUUUCAGGGAGGAAUCAUGGUGCUUCUCUCACUUGAGCUCUUCAGCGAGGAGUUGUUCCAGAUAAUGGCAGUUGCCUACACUUCACUGUUGCUGACGGAGCUUAUUAUCGUGGCCUGCACAGCGCACCUUCGCAUACUCUGGAAGCAGCGUCGAAUGCAUCUUUAUUUAUUCAUCGCUGCUGAAUGCUUCUCCAUCGCGUCCUACUUUAUAGCUGUUUUGGUGCUGCCUGAAACGAUUGACCAAGCCUUCUUUUUUUCGUGGAGUUGUUGGUGGCGUGUGUCAGUCAUUACAUUGGCCAUUAUCGUUCCCAUCUACACACUAUGGCUAGUGAGCACCUACGUUGUCUUCAACCAGAAGCUGAGAUAUUCUCUGGUUUGA